AGGGGGUCAUGAAGGUGCUUAUUGGCAUAAGCCAUAGCUCGGUGGCUCUAUUGUUGGUGAUCAUCUGCUUAUCAUGCAACAUGUCAAGCGUGUGGGCUACAAUGCAGCAGUUGGAGGUGUGGCGACAACAAAAGCGAUUGAAUAAGCCUGCCGUCAAGAGCAUCAAGAGCCCUGAUGGAGAUAUCAUAGACUGUGUCCAUAUCUCUCAUCAACCAGCCUUUGAUCAUCCUUUACUCACAAACCACACUAUCCAGAUGAGGCCAAGUUUCUACCCAUUAGGCCUAUAUGAUGAGAACAAGGUGGCGUCAAAGAUGGAACCUAGCUCUGUAUCUCAGCUUUGGCAUCAAAAUGGGAGGUGCCCAGAGGACACCAUCCCCAUUAGGAGGACCAGGAAGGAUGAUAUGGUGAGGGCUACCUCUGCCGAAAGAUAUGGAAACAAGAGGCAUAGGACAAUCCCAAAUCCCACUUCUGCACAACCUAAUCGGGAUGCCGGUGGAUAUGAGCAUGUGCUUGUUCAUGUCACGGGAGAUAAGUACUAUGGCGCAAAGGGUACCAUAAAUGUGUGGAACCCGAAGGUCCAAGAGCAAGAUGAGUACAGUGCAUCUCAGCUUUGGGUUCGUGGGGGUCCUCCAGAAUCAAUCAAUACCAUCGAAGCUGGUUGGCAUGUUAUGCCAAGUCUGUAUGGAGAUGAUAGAACGAGACUAUUUGCUUUCUGGACUGCUGAUAAUUAUGCAUCCAUAGGCUGCUACAACCUACUUUGUCCUGGGUUCGUUCAAGUCAACAAGGAAAUAGCGUUGGGUGCUACUAUCCACCCAAUUUCUAGCUAUGAUGGACCCCAGUAUGAAAUCACCAUACUCAUCUGGAAGGAUCCAAAUACGGGGAAUUGGUGGUUGCAGUAUGGGAAUCAAUCUGCAUUGGGCUACUGGCCUUCAUCGUUAUUCCCUCAGUUACAAGACAGUGCCUCAGAGAUACAGUGGGGAGGGGAGGUUCUGAACAUAAAUAAAAAUGGUCACCACACCUCCACAGGGAUGGGCAAUGGAUAUUUCCCAACAGGUGGUUUUCAGGAGGCGAGCUUCUUCAAAAACCUUCGAAUAGUUGAUCGGUCCAAUAAACUUCAAACUCCUCAACACCAAGAGGAUUUGAUGACACGAUCCCUAUGCUACUCUGUGCACAGGGACAGGGACGACCAUGGUGUUUUCUUCUAUGGGGGUCCUGGUAGAAAUGAGGAUUGUCCAUAG
Molecule: messenger RNA, 1238 nt
Organism: Elaeis guineensis (African oil palm)
Lineage: Eukaryota; Viridiplantae; Streptophyta; Magnoliopsida; Arecales; Arecaceae
Source: RefSeq, a predicted model, not a curated record